CGUAGAGCUUUGUAAUGUCGCUGUUAGGAGCGUGUUCGUGUAGGGGAUAUGCUGGCGGUCGGUUAGAAGUGUGUACAAAUGAAUUGGCUGAGUGUUACUGUGGCUCGAGAGAGGAAAUUACGUUGUAGAUGUGAGUGAGUGAUCGUCUCAAUGUUAUGGUGGUGUUUCUCAUAUGUGUGUAGAGGUGUGCAGUGAUGGAAGAGAUGGCGUAUUCGGAGUGGUCGGAGAGGAUGGAUAUUGCAGGGACAAAUCAUUGGCUUCCCGCUUACGGAUUCCAGCAACCCACUCAGCUCCAACAAGCUCUGCUACAGCAUCAGGACAGUAACGAUGGCGGGACAGUGUUAAUCGGUGGCCCGCAGCAGCAGUUCCUCUUCCUCGAGACGAUUGUAGAGGAGACAUCAGACGACCUUCGAAGCGAAUCAGAUCGAUCAGGGCCCGCGGGUUGGGCCGAUAGCGACUCCGACACUGAGAGUGUUAUUCAUGUACCGAACAACCUGGAUUCUCGAGAUCCGCCUGAUUGGAGCGGCUCGGAGCGAGACUUCGCCGUGCCAAAGAAACGCCGCCGCCGGACAACAGAUCAGCAAGACAUGGACGACGAUCAGGACAUAUCCGGGGACCUCGACGUCGAAUCUGCGUCUCUCUCCUCCCGUUCAUCGAGUCUACUGCAGUUCGAGUGCCUAGAGAAACACUGCGAGGAUGUUUUCCGCACAUCCGCAACAUCCGAUCCUUUUCACGACAGUUCUCAAUUUCCCCCGCCCUCCCCCUCCGUGAUGUCAAAUUUCAGUUUCGAUUCCCUGGAAUCGAAUCGGUGGAGAUUCUCCACGUCCCCCGAUUCCCUGGAUGAGGACAAUUCGGACAGUGAGUCGGAUGCUGUGAGUAGUGAUGAAUGUGCCUCUUCCGACGACACGCUCCAGCAUUCGUCGUGGUCCUCACGUAGCAGCUUCCGGUCGUCUAACAGCCGCCUCAAGUCCUUCAGAAGUUUUGACAGCCUGAACCUGCUGCAGCCGCAACAGCACCACCAUUCGCUGGCCGAACUCUCUCAGUCUCUCACCAAUAAUUCUCUUCAUCUCCACGGCCAUCCUGCGGGGCAGCAGGAUAUCCUGAGCGUAACAACAGAUGAUCUGUCAACGUCGGUAGUAACAGUUGCAGCACAUUCUCCGCUGGAAACAAAAGAUGGCGCUACACCGGAAGUGGCGUCUGUUGUGAGUAAUGAAGCGAGUAGUAUUAGUGGCGGCGGUACAGAGCCCUCGGUUCAGGCAAAACCACAGAGAUCCGCUGAGAAUCUCAGCGAGGACAGUGGCUUCGGUGAUCAUUGUGUUCCUGCAGGUGUGACGUCAUCAAGUGUGUGCGCGCGUGGUGGUGGUACUGUAGGAACGAUUAUUGAAGACGAAGAUUUGUGUUCUUCUUAUUAUUCCGACAGCAGCGCCGGAAGCGGUAGUGGCGGUGGUGGUGUUGCAAGUAGCGAAACAUCAGAGCAGGAGAAACAUGGCGGAAGGGAAACGACGACAUCUACGAAGAGGAAGAUGCUAAAAUUAAAUGGUGAGUUUGAACUUAGAGAGAGGAGAGGGUGGGAUGUUGACGGAGCUAAAUUUAACAGCAGCUGUUGGCAAAGUGCUCCCAGUCUUUUGCUAGGAGAGGAGAAAAGGAAAAGAGUCAUGUUGCCAGUGUACAGGAGAGCCCCGCACAGUCAACAUCUACAUAGUGUUCCCGACGAUCUCUCGGACUGCCAGAGCGAAGAAGAAGAAGAAGAAGAAGAAGUGAAUGCCACACAGUCAACUGACGAACAGCUGAACACACACAACAUGGUUACGAAGUUUCCAGCCGCCAGCAGCCCAAAUCUCAUGUACGGCAGUCAGGAAGAGUGUAUGAAACAUUCAUCCACGAUUCGGGUACCACUGAAGUAUUCCUCUGCCGGUAGCAAUAACGAGUUGGAUGAAAAUGUGACCCCUGUCGCAGUCCCUAGUAAAGGGGUGCACUUCUGCCCAGUGGUGUCAGAGGUCAGCUGGAGGGACAGUUACAGCGAUGAGGAACCACAGGAAGACAACAAGGGUUCCAACGAGAUGGACAGAGCCCUAUGUGCGUUGGAGAAAGGUGAAGAUGUGACGGUUCCCCUGAAACAGACGUUGCUGUUGCAGAAGAUACAGAUAGGCCUGCCGAUAGGCCCUGGUUCUAGCGAGAGGGAGCGCCUCGUAAUGGAGCUAAAGCAACAGGACGCUGGAGACAGCUGUCCGGUUACGCCCACCACUACUGAGGGUCACGUGACUACGUCCGCUGUGGCUGUAGCACCAGCACCGAAUGAGACAGCAGUUCACGUCGUGUCCAUGGAGACCAAACAGCAGAAAGCUGUUGGAUGUGGUCUCGAGAGCGGCGGUGAAAGUUCGCGGCGCGAUAGUGAUUUGUCGAGCGGGAAGAAGAGCAGGUUCGGAGGUUUCUUCCACAGGUUUUCGUUGAGGAGACUCAGCGGUCGCGUCGUGGGAAACAAUGGCUCCUCCAAGAAACAGAAAGAGAAGAGAAUGGACGCUAAAAGCAGGGGCUGGGAUGAGAAGCAUCCUGGCGCCGUGACCUCCGUGGAAUACGAGGACGUGACCAUUAUCCCACUGCACCCGCCGCCUGACGACGAGGCCGAAAGGAAACCGGCGCCAGACGUCGUCGUGUCAAGCAAACCGCCGCUACCUCCGUUACCGCCACGUAGUAAUGUCGGGAACGCCAAUAAGCCGAUUCCAUCACCGCGCCGGCGUCCCGACGCGACUACGGUGCCAGCUAUGAGCGGGUUGCAGCUUCAGGGGAAGCAGGAUAGCACAAGUAUGUCCCGUAUCGAUCCGCCGCUCGGAUUGCUGGAGACUGAUCUGGACACCGACAUCAGCACAGUGCGGCCUCACCAGAACGCUGCCGCCCCCUCCAGUAAGAAGGCACGCAGCCUGCUGAACCUGGGGGCGGCCGCCAUGCUCCUCAAACCACCCCCGGGGGGCAACAACACCAACCGCCCCCUAAUACCUGCGGACUCGAGAGCCAGGUCCAUGGAGUUUCUGCUUGACAAGGAGAACCAAGCGGCUGUACAGCCUCCAGAGAAUGAGCUGCAAAAGGGCGGUGUUGGGGAGCGGGUCAUGUCGGAGCACCAAUUGCGGGUACAGCGCUCUCUCCAGAAGCUCAACGUUCCUGACUGGUACAAGAACUCGACUGUUGCCCGUGGUCCUGAGGGCUUUCUGCUCAAGCGGAGCAGCGAUGGCGGGCAAGGCUGGCCUGGCCUCUGCUCCAAGACCACGUCUCUCUCCAGCCUCGGCUCUACGCAGUCUGCAGCAGCCAGAAGUCCUACAGGUCACCUGCUGAGCCCUAGCCCAACACCGCAUAUGUUCACGCGGUGGAGCACAAGUCGCCUUAACAGCGGUGGCACUUCUACCAGCACAUCCCCGUGCGGGUCCACACGCUCCUCGUUCAACUACCGGCAGCCAUACCUGGGAUGGAGAUCUCAAGAACGGCUCACGAGACCUCGCACCCCAGCAGAGCGGCUUGCUGCAGGAUUGUUGCCCACGCAUCAGCAGCAGCAACAACAACUCACCAGCCCACAGGGUAUCAUCACCCCACAGCAGACCCAGCAGGAUCUUCAUCAGCUGUUGCAACAGGAAGCAGAACUCAGGCAGUUGCAGCAGGAGGAUGAGGAACAGAUGCAGCAAGUACCAAAUCUGUCUGAAGUCCGGACAUCAAUUAAGGAGGUGACGUCUGCCAUUGUCCACUAUGUUUCUGGAGUGCGGGAUGGUUCUGGUGAAGCACUUGCAGGUGACUCCCAUUGGGAUUCACUGUCACUUCCUCGUGGCACAGACUUGGAUGUUGCCGUGACACCCAGAGGUUCCCCUCGUGGGAGUAGUGGUCGCCUGUGUUGGUUGGAAAGUUCCUUUGUAGGUACCAGGCCUCUGGACUCGCCAGAAACACCACUCACACUAACCAGUGAUGAUGUAAACAAAACACUUGAAACACUGCAGCAGCAACAAGAUGGCGGAAUGAAUGUCUUGAGAAAGUUGAGUGGAACAGCAGGGCCAGCUGAUCUGUACCUGGACCUCAAUAGCAGUCAGAGGCUGCAGAACGCUAACACACACAUUCAUCAUCAAGUGAAUGGGCCAGAGGAGCCUCACAUGCAGCAUUCCGAGCUGAGGAACAGACCCAGUCCUGGCUCCACGACUCUAGAGGAUGUGCUGGAUUCGCUUCUAGGACUUCCCCCCACAUCUCGCUCCCCCAGCCCAGGCGCAGGUUCUGCCAGCCCAGGUCACUGCCGCCCCUCGCAACCGCCUCCACCGCCCCCGCCGCCGCAGUCCCAUCAGCACCACAAUCAGCGUCGCAGCUGUGGGGACCUGCGCUCAGACCUGGCAGGGUCAGCUAGUGAUGAUCAGCCUGCCGUUCCAGACCCGCCUCCGUACUAUGUGUCUGACACUCUUCGCCGGAGGAGUGAAGGCAGCACACCUCGGCCAAGUGGCAGCAGCAGGCGAGUCUCCUUUGACAUGACCACUUACUGCAGUGGGGGCCAGCAACAACAGCAGCAGCAGCAGCAGCCAAAGCCUGAUGACUCUUCUGUGGUGCGAUGCCGGUACUCCAAGUGUGGACGGACUGCCAGUGUUGCUGAGGCACGGAGGACAUUCAAGACGUGUCACAAUUGCUCACACGUGUACUGUUCCAGGGAGUGUCGUCGGGCACAUUGGGAGCGUCACCGCAAGACGUGUCUGCACUCCCGUGUUGGUGCGUUAUGCCGACAGGUGCUGGCAACUGCUCGCGAGGAUCCUGCCACUUUGCGCCACCUCUCCUUACUCGCCAGACGGGGUUACCUUGCCCAGGGUCGUGGAGCUGUCAAGAGCUUCUUUUCCAGCCCCGAGCUUGCUGAACGUUUUGUUGCUAAUGGGUUUGCUGAUCUGGGGGAACCUGCCUUUGUGUGCUGGGCCGACUUGCUGCCUGGUGAGAUGGGUGCUGAUCUGUAUUCAGAGCUGCUGCGGCUGUGUAAAUCGUACAAACCAGACACCCGCUUUGUGCUUUAUGUGGCAGUGUGUGUAGUAAGUGAAGUGCCGACCUCAGGUGCUGUAAAGUGGGAACGACAACUUGUGUCAAGGUGUGCCAAGCUGCGUCUAUGCCGUUCCUUGAUGCCCAUAGCACCUCCUCAAGCCACUAGUGGCCCUCAGAGGAGGGUCUCACCAUGCAACAUCACCAGGGACUCUGAAAAUCCUGAGACGUUGAUCCUCACUUCCCUGCCUGGUUGUCAAGGCCAGAUGGCACCACAGCGGGCCCGUGAGAUUAGCUUCACUAAUAUCCAGAGGCAUCUGCGUCAAAGGGGCGUUAGUUUGCGGCGGCACUUCCCUGACGUGUACAAGCGGUUAUGUGCCUAUGUAGAAGGGUCAACUGAACGUUUCGCGCCAGUCACAGUGUAUCCGCGAGAUGCCAUAACAGGAAAGAGCUUCAUGUGCAUCAUCAUGCCAGAUGCGGAACCAGAGAAACUGGAGCUGGUGCCUCGGGACAGCAGUCGCGUGCAGACCAUUGACAUCAGCCUAGAACAUGAGGUCACAUAGUGUUAAGACUCUGUCCCCACUACUCUGCUCUCUUCCAAUUCCACAUCUAUUGAAAUUCAUGUCAUGUCAGCAAGAUUCUAUUGGCUUAGCUGUGGUGAAAUAGGGGGCUGUAAUGAAUUUGCUGCUGGUGCUAUAUGGCUUUAGAAACUGUGGUUUCUUUUACACUGAUGUGCUAAAAGGUGCUCUUUUUAUAAAUAUUUUUGCCCCUUGAGCAUUCUUUCACAUCAUAAUAUGAUAUUGUAGACAGUUAACUGUGUAACCAUACUUUGAAUCCUUGACAAGGAAAUACAAUUUACACAGCAACAGUGAAAAAGAAGGUUUACUUUGAGAUAGUCAUUUUCUGAGAGGUAUGUCAGGCAUGAAAAAUGCAUUUUAGUACAUCUUAACUGAAAUUUGUGUGUUUUAUACCUUAGUCAGUAAUAUGGUGGUCACAUCCUCAGACUAAAAUAUAUAAUAUUUUUGUGUUGUUUGAGUUGCAGGCCAGAAGCUAUUCUCAACACUUAGACAUAACAAUGCAGGAAAUACCUGAACAACUCAGCCUAAUUUUCUCAUUUAUCUCGUAUAAGGGAAGUUUAUAUUCAAUGUUCCGUAUUCGGAAGCCGAACCUUUUAAGAUGGGCAAAUGUGGAUGAAACUGAAUGAAAUAAGAUUUUUAUAUUGAAUUAUAAGUCACUGAUAUUUGCUUAAAAUAUUUUUCUCCUUUUAACAUCAGUCCAGUAAAUUUAUAACAUGAAAGGUUGGUUGACUGGUUUCCAAUGGCUGCAUUUGGGACCAUUCAACCCAUUUUGCUUCUUGCUUCCCAAUAGAGAGCACUCAAGUUCUUGCUUUGUUGCACCUCCUUGUUAAGAUAAGGACAUUUGAAGAAGGCAUUCUUUUCCCAUAGAUCAGUCAUGCCCAACAUGUCGAUCGCGGGACGAUUUUUAUCGAUCUCAUAGGCCCAUAAGGAAAUUAUACGUGAAA
Cryptotermes secundus is the source of this 6502-nucleotide messenger RNA. RefSeq lists its product as uncharacterized. Gene Ontology annotation, biological process: cell-cell junction organization. The transcript is spliced from 8 exons. The record is from RefSeq and is a predicted model, not a curated record. Lineage: Eukaryota; Metazoa; Arthropoda; Insecta; Blattodea; Kalotermitidae. Gene Ontology annotation, cellular component: plasma membrane; apical junction complex. Bases 195 to 5543 code for a protein of 1782 amino acids.